UGUAAUUCGCCGACUUGCGAUUCCCAAUGCAGAAGUAAGAUAACCUCUGUUGAUCCCUAUAUUGCAACUGAUUCAGAGCAAGCGAUUAUGCUUCUUACAUCGAAUGCUUACCGAGACUCGAGAUCAAAAUUCAGACCGCAAGCCGAACUGCAUCGGACUUGGCUCGUCAUGCUACGAUCCCUGUUUCAUUGACGGAGAUGGGAUUGUCUUCUACUUCCACGGCAAGACCAACCAAACUUUCAGUUUAGUUUCGGACCCUGCCCUCUAAAUCAAUGCGCGCUUCAUUGGCCAUAGACCAGCCGGUCGAGCCCGAGGCAACACAUGGAUUCAGGCACUCGGAAUCCUCUUCAACUCCCAGUCCUUCAUCUUGGAAGCAACAAGAGCCGAGACUUGGGAUGAUCAGAUUGAUCAUCUGAUUUUCGCUCACAACGGAAAUGAAAUAGGAAUACCACAAAACCCUCUGUCCACAUGGUACUCUGAGGCCGAAGACAUAAAGGUUGAGAGAGUAUCGAGCAAGAACAGUGUAACAGUGACCUUAGAAGACAUGGCUGAGAUUAUGGUGAACGUGUUCCCUAUUACAAAAGAAGAUGAUAGGAUUCAAUAUAUGUUGCCUUCUGAUGAUUGCUUUGCUCACUUGGAAGUGCAGUUCAGGUUCUUUUGUCUGUUGCCAAAGGUGGACGGUGCGGUCGGAUGGACCUAGCCCGAUUGUGUGAACCCAGCAAAGCCCGGUGUGGCUCUGCCUGUGGUGGGAGGUGAAGAUCAGUAUAGGACUGCUUCACUUAUCUCUGCAGACUGCAAGCUUUGCCUUUACGCUCCAGGAAGUGAUAAUGAGGACCGAGAGAGCUUAUUGGCAACUACUCAGUAUGGCACAUUGGAUUGCACCAGAGGUGUCUCCACCGGUUCUGGUGAUGGCACGAGUUUAUAAAAAUGAAUGUCUUCGUCAGAAAUAUCAUCACUCGUUAUCAUUACAAAACAUGUCAGAUGCUCCUGCUUCGCCCCUAAUAAUCCAAUUAAGGGAAAGAAUAAAAGGCCUAGUACCGUAAUGCCGUAUCUCUUAUCCACACCGUUUUGCCUUGUGUCUUAGAAAGACCCUAAAACUA
Syzygium oleosum is the source of this 1100-nucleotide messenger RNA. RefSeq lists its product as uncharacterized. Lineage: Eukaryota; Viridiplantae; Streptophyta; Magnoliopsida; Myrtales; Myrtaceae. The record is from RefSeq and is a predicted model, not a curated record.